Acanthoscelides obtectus is the source of this 2366-nucleotide messenger RNA. The record is from the annotation of a GenBank genome assembly. Lineage: Eukaryota; Metazoa; Arthropoda; Insecta; Coleoptera; Chrysomelidae.
ACGUGACCUGGUAGCCUCUUUUGAACUAAGAGAUCCGGAAAAUGUAAAAUUUAUCUUUAAACUAAAACCCUGUCAUUUAUUCUUGUGUUGAAUUCAGAACAGGAUUACUUAAUUUGACCGACUUAUACAGUUCGCAGUCGGGUGACUGGCUCCUUAGUGGCUCAUUCCUGGCGGAUUUUCAUGAAUUUCCCCCAUUUUUCUUAGCAGCACAUUUAUCAUAACACGUUAACCCGUCUUUGACAACAUUCAUAAAAUGUUAGAUAAAACUCGUGCAGUACAAAUAAUUUGUAAGCAUGCCACCGAUAACGGUAGUUAUAUUUUUGUUAUUGGUAAAAUUAGAACUUGGGAAUUGUGCAAAACCCAACGUUUUGCUAAUUAUUGUGGAUGAUUUAAAACCAUCGCUUAGAUGUUUUGGUGAUAGAAAUGCAUAUACACCAAAUAUUGAUAGAUUGUCUGAGAAAUCAUUUGUUUUCCGGAAUGUAUUUGCACAGCAAGCACUAUGUGCUCCAAGCAGAAACUCCUUACUGACCAGUAGGAGACCUAAUUCACUACAUCUGUAUGACUUCUACAGUUACUGGAGAUCAACUGUAGGAAACUUCACCACUAUCCCACAAUAUUUCAGAGAAAACGGUUAUCACACCUACUCAAUAGGAAAAGUUUUUCACCCUGGGAAGUCCUCAAAUUUCACUGAUGAUUAUCCAUACAGUUGGAGCACACCUACAUUUCAUCCAAAAACCGAACAGUUUAUGAAUUCUCCAGUAUGUGUGGACCAAAAUGGAAGCUUAGUGAAGAAUCUCAUAUGCCCUGUGAUAAUUGAAUCACAACCUGAUGGCACUUUGCCAGACAUCGAGUCUUUGAAUGAAGCAGUAAGGUACUUGGAAUAUAGAAGAAAUGCUACCAAACCAUAUUUUUUGGCUGUUGGGUUUCAUAAACCUCAUGUGCCAUUCAAGUUUCCAUUUAAAUAUUUAGAUUAUCACCCAAUCAAAAAUGUAUCUCUACCAACAAACAAAGAUAGACCAUCCUCAUUACCUCUAGUAGCCUGGAAUCCGUGGACAGACAUUAGACUCAGACAUGACAUUGAGUUACUCAAUGUGUCUUUUCCUUUUGGACCGAUGCCUGAUCACAUGUCAAGAAAAAUAAUCCAGGCAUAUAAUGCUGCUACUACCUAUGUUGAUGAUUUGAUUGGACAACUGUUAGUGCAUGUGGAUCCAAACACGAUUGUGAUACUCACUGCAGAUCAUGGCUGGUCUAGGGGAGAACACGGCGAGUUUUCAAAGUUCAGCAACUAUGAUGAGGCCACCAAAGUCCCAUUGAUUAUCCACGUACCAGGCUUAUCGACAGGCGAAAUCAUAUCAGACGCGUUAGUAGAACUUGUAGAUCUAUUCCCAACACUGGUGGAUCUCACACAGGUUGCGGAAUCUUUGCCGAUUUGUUCUAAGCUCGUUGAUGAGAUCGCUUGUACAGAAGGAAGAAGCUUGGCUCCAUAUAUGGCAUGCAAAAAGAUGGGAAAGGUUGCUCGUCAGAAGUCGGCUGUGUUUACACAAUACCCAAGGCCAGGUGUGCAGCCCACCCUACACCCAAACAGCGACAAGCCUCAUUUAAAAGAUAUCAAGAUAAUGGGAUAUUCAAUCAGAACAAACGCUUAUCGUUACACGGAGUGGGUGAAAUUUGAUCCACAGACUUACAAACCUAAUUGGAAAAAGGUUUAUGCCAAGGAGCUGUACAGUCACAUUUUUGACAAGAAGGAAGAUUUAAAUUUGGCCGAGAGGCCCGAGAUGGAAGACGUUAUGAAACAUUUACAUAGGAGAUUGAAGUUAGGUUGGCGUCAUGCAUAGUUGUUUGGUUAUGUAUCAUUUGUUUUGUACCUGCAUUAGUGCCAUAUAGAAUAAACAUAACAUACAUAAUUAUUUUGAAUUAUUCUCAAAUAACCUGAUAAAAAAGGAAAUCAGGCAAAAUAAUGUGCCUCUAUAUUCAGGUUUUUGCAUGUAUCUCAUAACUAUUAAUAAUAUAUGUACUAUCUACAUUAAUAACAAAUUAUGUCAUACACAUUUCUACAGUGGGGACAAUACUUUAGGAGCUACAUGGAAUCUUAGUUACUGAAAAUAUAACACGUAUUUUUCCAAAAGAUAGAAAGAGCUCGACUGCAGCAACUUACUAUUUGUCAUUUGUUUUUCUGGGCGGUCCGUAGGACAUUUGCCAUUGUCUAAUGUCCGUUAGUCGAAUCUGUCUGUCCUGGUUGCCCAGAAACCAUACAAUGUCGAGGAAAAAGAGAAAGGGAAAGACAAGGAAACAUGAGAAGAGCAAAGAAAAACAGAAUUGUACUAGCUUUUUGAUAUGGUACACGGAUUAAUUUUGGGGUAAACUAA